AAGCUAGAAGUGUGGCAUCUAUCCAGCCGCGCAGAAUGGUUCGCGGAUUGAAUACUCCGUACUCAAUUCUUGUGACUAUUCGCUCUAUUUUGUGCCGCCUUUGAAAGCUUAUUCACGUUCGCUCUGAAAGUCCCGAGUCGUAUUGUUAAGUCAGGUUGACUCGAAGUAUCUGAUUAUGAAUCCCGGUUCCAAUGUGGGAGAUGUCCCCGAAUCGACUCAAGGCUCAGCCUCAUCAUCAAUUGAAGAUAUAUAUCAGUCUUUAGAUUCAGGCCGCUUUCAAAUACGUCUCCUUCUGCUAUCUCCUGGCGAAGUAAAGGAUCCGAUUUGCGGUGCUCUCGAUGUUGUGUCUUUGGACGAUCAUGCGAAAUAUGAAGCACUCUCUUAUGUGUGGGGUCAAGACAAAGCGGCUACGCCUAUGGUCAUCGGAAGGACAAAUAUUUCACUUACGCGGAAUUUGGAUACCGCGCUACGACACUUGAGAUACCGUGACUCGGCUCGAGCUCUAUGGGUCGAUGCGAUAUGCAUCUAUUUCGAUCGAUCCCCAACGGAAUACCGCCGAAACUUGAGGUUUGGACCUCUGUUUUCUGAGGGGUUUCGUUUUGCAAGUCGGAUCCGCUUUUAUCUGCCUGCGCGUCUCCUUACCUAUUCUUCGUCUCGAUGUAUGCACCCUUGCUUUAAAGUGCACGAAUUACCUCAAGUCUAAAUGAAGCUAUUCCUAGCUAUCUCUAUACUGUCAAUUAAUUUUAACCCCCAUUAAUCGCAGACAGCGCCGCUAACCAACCGCGUUGGAAGUGAAAAG
Mollisia scopiformis is the source of this 799-nucleotide messenger RNA. RefSeq lists its product as uncharacterized. NCBI's taxonomy places the organism in Eukaryota, Fungi, Ascomycota, Leotiomycetes, Helotiales, Mollisiaceae. The transcript has a single exon. The record is from RefSeq and is a predicted model, not a curated record. Bases 176 to 703 code for a protein of 175 amino acids.